CCAACAACAAUAACAACGACGACCAGAUCGGUUAUUCAACUUUUGAAUUGAAACAAAAACAUUUUCGUUCCACCAUUCACAGUGAACAAAAACAAAUCGAAAAGGAAAAAUGUUGGCAAAUCAUCUAUUACUUUUCGCCAUAUUGCUUCCAGCGAUUGUAACAUGUUUCUUCACUCAUCAAUCACCAUCAUCCUCGUCUGGUGUUCGAUUGAAUCGAAUCCUAUUACGACGUACUUCACGUACAGCUAUACCCAUGCACAUUAGUACAAAACCUCGACAACGAACUUCGCGUUAUAUUCAAGAACAACAACAACAAGAAUUAUCUCAGGAUGUUCAACAACAACAGCCACAGCAACAACAACAAGAACUCAUUCCCGAUGAUCAAGAUCUGGAAACGGAACUGGAAUUUCUCAUGAAUGCUUUUCAACAGCAUCAACAACAACAUCAACAAGAAGAACAAGAGCAGCAACAGCAGCAGCAACAACAAGAACAACAACAGCAAAAAAUGAUGAAUGCUAAUGGCAAUGGCGGUGGUUCAGUUCCAGUUCCGGCAAUGUAUACAACAUUACCCUAUGGUGGUUAUUCACCAGCCUCUGGAUCAUCAGCUCCACCAACUUCAACACCUCGAACUGUACAGCAAAAAGAGGAGGAUUUACCACCACGACGUUCACCACCGGCUGGUUUGGCUGCUGCUGGCGUUGAAAUAGAUUUAUCGAAAAAAUUCAUGACACAAAUGCGGGAAGCUGAUCAAUCAUAUGGUGCUGGUCAAAAUCUUGGUGGAUAUAGUCCCAAAGGGCAUAAUGGAGGAAAUAAUGGUGAUAAUGUCGAUUAUGAUUAUGGUUUUGACAACAGCAUCGAUAUGAUGAUGGAAAUGAUGAAAAACACGAUCCGAGGUGAACCGGGUAAAGAUUAUCCCAUUCUAUCGGAUAUUCCUAUUACCCAGUUCAAAUGCUCGGAUCAUCAAUUGCCUGGCUACUAUGCUGAUGUGGAGACACAAUGUCAAGUUUUUCACAUCUGUCAGGAGGAUGGCCGUCAUGAUGCAUUCUUAUGUCCGAACGGUACGAUAUUUUCGCAACGUCAUUUUGUAUGCGUAUGGUGGUAUGAAUUCGACUGCAUGGAUUCACCAGCUUUCUAUGGAUUGAAUGCCGAACUCUAUAAAGAAGUCGAAGCAAUCGUCGAAUCAAUGCCAAACGGUCCUGCUGAUGACGCUGAUGGAUUUGCCGCCAUUGAUAAUGCUGGUGGCGGUAGUGUGCCAAGCUAUGGCCAAUCACCAAAACAAUCAAUGUAUCCACAACAGCCACAACAACAACUGAUGGCUCCACCAAUGACCACAACAUCGCCCAUGUAUUAUUCAAAUAAUGGUCAGCAACAACAACGAUCCAAACCAUCCUCUAUUCCAAGUUAUGGAUAUAGUAAUGGUAAAAGUAAUAAGAAUAAUAAUGGCAAACUGACAUCAAGAUAUGAACCAACUUAUGGGGGCAGUAGUUCGUCAACACCUAGUCCGAUUGGUCAGGAAGUCUAUGAAACGACUCCAUAUAAUUUGGAUGCUGCCUUGGGGGAAGAAAUUCAUUCGGAAACCCCAUUAAUCGAAUCAUUACCACUAACAACAAUAUUACCGCAUGUUGAAAAAGUUGUUGAUAUGGCCAUUGCUAGCCGUAAAACAGCCCCAACAUCCAAAUCGACCUAUGGUUUUGGAACCAAAAAAUCAAAUGGGGGUUCAAGACCUUCAUAUGGUGGUACAAAAGGUAAAAGUAAUAAAAACGGAGGCGGUAGUCUACCAUCAACGACGUACGGAAUGGCGAACGGAAGUGCAUUGCCAUCGCCACCAACACCGACACCAACAUCAUCACCAUCGCCACCAUUAUCGCCAGCAUCAACAGUGGCAGCGCGCAAGAAUGGAUUCAAACCACAUCAAUAUCAGCCAUCCUAUGGAACAAAAAUCUAAUCUGUUUUUCCUCCCAAAUCAAAAUCAAUGAAUCGGUGAUGCACAUCACAAAUUGUUUUUGAUCUUUCCCAAACUAAAAUUUUUGUCUCAUUGU
This is a messenger RNA of Dermatophagoides pteronyssinus (European house dust mite), 2039 nucleotides long. RefSeq lists its product as uncharacterized. Lineage: Eukaryota; Metazoa; Arthropoda; Arachnida; Sarcoptiformes; Pyroglyphidae. Gene Ontology annotation, cellular component: extracellular region. Gene Ontology annotation, molecular function: chitin binding. The record is from RefSeq and is a predicted model, not a curated record.